AUGCUUAUCGUUGACACAAUAUUUGUCUCUCUGUGCAUUUUUCUAUUGUUGUCUGCACUCUUUGUCCCACUGUACAUCCCAGUGCCGAUCUGCUACAUCAUAGUAAACGUGCUAGCGGCAUCGUUCAAGGUGACCCCAUACAAUCUUGCGGUCAUGUCUCUGGAACGCUACGUGGUUAUAUGUUUCCCACUACGACACAUGGAGGCUUGUACCAGACAUAACUCUCUUGUUGCUGUUGCAGUGAUAUGGAUCAUUGGGUUUCUUCCAAACAUUACAGAUUUCUUCAUUAUGGUUCAAAAUGAAAAUACUAAUUUCUAUUUGCUUAGUGUUAAAUGUUCCCAAAGGAUUUUCUUAAAAACUGAAGAGAAGCAAAUUAUAAAUGCUGUCGCUGAUAUAUCGAGCUUCGUGUUGGUGGGGCUGAUUGUCAUUUUCACAUAUAUCCAGAUUAUGUUAAUUGCUGUAAACAUUGAGUCGAAAAAUUCAUCGGCUUCUAAAGCUGGCAAAACCAUUCUGCUCCACGCCUUUCAGCUCCUGUUAUGCAUGAGUGCCUUUGUCCACAAUUUUAUAGAAAUGCAUUCUAAAGAAUAUAUUCAGAUAGCAACAAAAUUUAGCUUCCUAUUCCUCAUGUGCCUGCCUCGGACCCUCAGCCCCCUGAUUUAUGGGUUUAGGGAUGAAUUGCUCCGCAAUUAUAUCAAAAAGUUUGUUUUCUGUUUAAAAGUAUCUCCGAAUACAACUUGA
Pelobates fuscus (common spadefoot toad) is the source of this 738-nucleotide messenger RNA. Its product is annotated as odorant receptor 131-2-like. The coding region runs from base 1 to 738 and encodes 245 amino acids. Gene Ontology annotation, cellular component: membrane. Gene Ontology annotation, molecular function: odorant binding; G protein-coupled receptor activity; olfactory receptor activity. Gene Ontology annotation, biological process: G protein-coupled receptor signaling pathway; detection of chemical stimulus involved in sensory perception of smell. The record is from RefSeq and is a predicted model, not a curated record. The transcript has a single exon. NCBI's taxonomy places the organism in Eukaryota, Metazoa, Chordata, Amphibia, Anura, Pelobatidae.